CGAUGCUCUGGCGUUGAUCUUCGCCGAUCUUCACGUGCUAUCCGAGCUCUUUCCUGUCGCCUGUCGCCUGUCACCUCUAUUUUUUUUUACUUCGGCUGUGUUUUUUAUUGGUUUCCAUUGUGAAGUGAAAUUGAUUGAGUGCACCAUACACAUUAAUGCAAAACAUUUAUGUUGGCGUUAUUUCCUUGUUUUUCCCACCCAUUUUGCCUCAAUUGUUGACAAUUGUGAUGGAAGUGGACUGCAGAAAUAUGGAAAAUUUUCAAAUGACAUGCCACAAAAGUAUGUGAACGGCUUGCAAAACACUAAUUAAUACUCAAUGACCAUAAAAAACAACAGCAAUCUGUGUAAUUGAUGGCUUUGCUGCCAUGGCCAAAACAAAAUUAGCAGCAAAUAUAUAGACGGCGAAAAACAGCAAACAAACUCGAUUAUUCCAGUGGGCGUGGCCGUGGGCGUGUGUGUGUGUGUUUUGGCUGCUGACAAAAGUGCAAUUGCAAUUGGAAUCGGAUUCGAACGGAAAAUCGGGUGAACGCAAACCGAUACGGGCCAAACUCAAGUGGCCAGGACAGGCGGAGGCGGUGGCGGCUGAGGAGGCGUGGUGGCAGUCAUGACAAUGUCCUCGACGUCGACUGCGACUGUGACUGCGACGUCGACGGCGACUGCGACGCUGGCCGAGGCGAACGCAACUGUUGGCGAAAUGUUUUCGGAUGCGGAUAUGGCGGAAGUGCGGCAUGUUGUCCAACGCAUUUUGGUGCCGUGCGUUUUUGUUAUUGGACUAUUGGGAAAUUCAGUGAGCAUUUAUGUUUUGACGCGCAAGCGCAUGAGAUGCACCACAAACAUAUAUCUAACGGCGCUGGCCAUCACGGACAUCGCCUACCUGACCUGCCAGUUGAUCCUGUCCCUGCAGCACUACGACUAUCCCAAGUACCACUUCAAGCUGUACUGGCAGCUCUACGGCUACUUCGUCUGGCUGUGCGACAGUUUCGGUUACAUCUCAAUUUACAUAGCCGUGUGCUUCACCAUCGAGCGAUUCAUUGCGAUACGCUACCCGCUCAAGAGGCAAACAUUCUGCACGGAGUCGCUGGCCAAAAAGGUGAUAGCAGCCGUGGCCAUCUUCUGUUUGCUGUCCACACUCUCGACGGCAUUCGAGCACACAAUUACGAUAGGUACGCGGCAGAUUGAUGACGCCUACCGGCCGUGCAACCAAACGGUGGCCAACAUCUCGCCCACGCCGCCGCCCCCUGCGGCAGCCACGCCCCCACUGGCCACGCCCCCGCUGCCCACGCCGGCGACCGUUUGGCAAUCGCAGGACUCCACCACGGAGUCUAAUCUGCUCGUCGACUGGGGAAGCGGCGGUGGCAGUGGUGAUGGAGAGCCAGAGAACAUUCCACGACAUCGCCGUCAGCGGCAGUCGUCUGGAUUUGUGACGCUGCCCACACUGAGAAAAACGCUGGAGCUGGAGGAGCAGGACCAGGAGCAGGAGCAGGACCAGCAGGGGUCAGGGGUCACGGAGAGUUUGCUGCAGCGUCGCCAGCGCAGCGCUGAGAGCCACAACAUCAACAAUACGGAUGCAUUCGCAUUUAAUGUAACGGAAUACUGUCAAAAUGUGACUUUCUACAACCACGGUCUGUCGGAACUGGGCUAUGAUGAGCUGUAUAGCUAUCUGUGGAACCUGUUCACACUGCUGGUCUUCGUGGUCUUCCCCCUGCUGCUGCUGGCCACCUUCAACUCCUUUCUCAUUCUGCUGGUGCAUCGCUCCAAGAAUCUGCGUGGCGACCUGACCAAUGCCAGCAGCAUAAGGCGCACCAAGCGCAAAUCAAGUUCUGGCCUAAAAGGCAGCGUGUCGCAGGAAAAUCGCGUGACGAUCACACUCAUAGCGGUGGUGCUAAUGUUCAUAGUUUGCCAGCUGCCUUGGGCGAUCUAUCUGAUAGUCAAUCAGUACAUGGAAAUCCAAGUUGGCACCCAGGUGGUGGCGGGAAAUGUGUGCAAUCUGCUGGCCUCCCUGCACGCGGCCUCCAACUUCUUUCUAUACUGUGUGCUAUCCGAUAAGUACCGAAAGACGGUGCGAGAACUGAUAACCGGAUAUCGCUAUAGACGUCGACAUGCCCGCAACAAUACGAGUCUCUAUGUGCCGCACACGACGACUACACUGACCCAAAUAAAUGGCGACCAUUAUGGCAGCAAUUACGGCGGAGCCGGAAGUCGUCGCAAUCGCAAUACGGGUCGCCUGAUAGCGUGAACCAUCGUGGAGAUAUCUAUGAAAAUUGUAUAUUUAAUGGUUCAACUCCACGGGAAGAGUGAUGAUAGCACAUGCCACGUAAUUUCUCCGGACGAGCAGAGGGCUUUAAAUUUGCCAGCAAGUCACACGGAAUCACAAGUGACAUGAUUGAAUCAAAAUCAAAAGUGAUUCAAUUCAGGCGUGCGAUUAGCAGAAAAUUUAAUUUGUUACAUCAAUCGAUAUCUAUGUAUAUCUCAAUCUCUCUCUCUCUCUCUCUCUUUAUAUAUAUACAUAUAUAUACUACAUAACAUACAUUGUGCCAUAAUGUGAUGAUUAUAGAUUUAUGCUAGUUAACCUAAACGUAAUUGUUGUCCUAAGUACUAAACGCAUCAAAUCAAAUACACGCAAAUACACACACACAAAUUAACAAAGGCCCAUUGAGAGUUUUGCUA
Messenger RNA from Drosophila teissieri, 2667 nucleotides. RefSeq lists its product as uncharacterized. Gene Ontology annotation, cellular component: membrane. Lineage: Eukaryota; Metazoa; Arthropoda; Insecta; Diptera; Drosophilidae. The transcript has 9 exons. The record is from RefSeq and is a predicted model, not a curated record. Gene Ontology annotation, molecular function: G protein-coupled receptor activity. Gene Ontology annotation, biological process: G protein-coupled receptor signaling pathway. Bases 605 to 2236 code for a protein of 543 amino acids.